AUCCAAAGGUUCAGAGAAACAGUGAAAAGGAUACAAAAAUCUUUCACCUCAAUGUGGAGUGAAAAAUGUUGUUUUCAAAUCAUUUUCUUCUUCUCCCCAAAUUAAUUUAUUUCAGUUCGCCAAACUUCUCCGUUCAAAACGGAAAUGAUUAUUUGCAGAUCUGUCUUGCAAUUGUAAUUGCAACUUUAUCCGAUUUCCAAAGCGUUUUCACAUUAAUUCUCUGGAUUAUGCUUCUGGUCCUACUUCGAGUCCAAUAAUGUCGCUAGAGCAGGUGGAACUUCGAAGAAGUUAAAAUAGGAUGCUCGAUUUCGUUUGAGAGUGUACGGUUUUGGAAGUUAAUCCUUGUGGAACUUCGAAUGGCUCGGAGUUCACAAGUACCAAAAUUUGGUAAGUGGGACGAUGGGGAUGAUGUCCCGUAUACAGCCUAUUUUGACAAUGCCACAAAGGCUAAAUUAGUGAGGUUAAAUAUGAACGAUCCUUCUCUUGACCAAGUGGAGAUUUUAGGCACAGUGAGGUCAAACUAUGAGCAACACAGAAUCAAAGAAGGUGUUCUUGUGAGGAGGCAAACCGAGUCUCCAUUGCACCACGAUGCUCCGGAAAUGCCUGGUCGGGAUUCUAAUGGUAUAAAGUCAACUAAGAGUCAGGGUCAACAAGCAUCAAGGCCAAAGCAUGCACAAGAAGAUUUGAGCUUGGAAGAUGGUAACAUGAAGAAACAUCUUGAUUCCCCUUUGGACCAUCAAUCAUUAGGUCGGGUAAGCUUUAACUCGCCUCGUCAUCAACGUCAGGCUAUCUCUCCACAUCAUCAACGCGAGGGCAAUAACAUGACCAGUAAUUCAUCGAAAAGGACUACGAGAAAUGGUGUAGGUUCUGACUGCAGCAUAGAAAAUUCACCUCUUCAUCCACGGCAGCAUCUGAGGACUGAAGCAAAAACUGCGGUACCAUCUUCGCCAUUACGAGAAAGAAGGGGUUCAGGUUCGCCUAAAGGAGGUAGUCAUGAUGGUUUAGCUCCCUCAACUCCUGGAAGAUCACGUCAACGAUCGGUUCCUCGGGGCAAUGAAAGUCCGGAUCGUAGUGCCACUGUCCCAAAAUUUGGUGACUGGGAUGAGAGCGAUCCAACAUCAUCUGAGAACUACAGUGGCAUUUUCACCAGAGUGCGCGAGGAGAGACAAUCCGAGGACGGAAGUUUGCGGGUUGGGACUAAUGUUUCUAGCGCCACGAGUCGUAAUCAAUCUGAAAAUUCUAAGAGAUGUGGCUGUUUUCCAUGGGGGAAAUGAUUGCUCGGUGUCACGGUGAGUGCGAUGAUAACACUUACGAGUGCGAUUGUGACACUUAACCUGAUGUAACGGAACGGGAAUGGUGAGGAAUUGUUUAAUGGAAGUCUGAGUGCCGGCAGGCACAUAUGGCCAAGAGGUCAGUGGCAAGGCUUUGUUUUUUUGGGUAUAUUCUCUACGAUUGCCACCACCACUUUUUUAUCCAAAACAUUUAUCAUUGGUGACGACGUAUGUAUUAUAUCAAAUAUUAUCCAAAGUGAUUGA
Molecule: messenger RNA, 1535 nt
Organism: Cucurbita maxima (winter squash)
Lineage: Eukaryota; Viridiplantae; Streptophyta; Magnoliopsida; Cucurbitales; Cucurbitaceae
Product: RPM1-interacting protein 4-like
Exons: 5
Coding region: 357-1274 (305 amino acids)
Source: RefSeq, a predicted model, not a curated record